UUUCAAAGUAAGAUUGGUCGUUGCUUGCAGCCAUCGAUAUUGCCGACGUCUCGAAAACAUCGAUGACACCGACGUUAGUAUCGAUGUUUCUCCACCACUAGUUGGCAUCUCGAAGCUCGAUAGUUGGCAUGUUACGUGUGUUUUCGGCUUUCUCGCUUCCUUCUCGUUCUCGUUUCCUUCCUCCUUGAUUCCGAUUCCGAAUGUUGUUGCAUUUAGCAGGCAAGUGCUGUGCAACAACAUAACAUCGCAUCCGCUAAAAUCUAAGUAUUAGAAACAUCAAAGCCAAACACCGCGUGCACCCGCAGCUCCAACAACAACAACGUCUUCAGCGCGUUGCAAACACUAAGUGCGGAGUAUUAUCUGUUUUUUUCGCUGCAUUUGCUGACUGUUUCCGCUGACAGCUCCAAAAACAGUGUAAAACAAAAAAAAACACCCGAAAAAAACAAACAAAAGGGGGAAAACGCGUGUGUGCGCGGUCUGUUGCUUAUUUUUUGUGGUUAACAACAACAGACAGAAGUGACGGACAACAGCAACAACAACAACAAGAACGGUUAGCAAUUGGAGCAUCAAAAUGACAUCGAAAAAACGCAAAACCCUUUUGGACGGCGAUGACGAUGAUGAUAAUUUUGAUGAGGACGAUUCGGGCUCCGAUUUCGACGAUGACGAGGAUCCAGAUCAAAUAGAAGUGCCCGGUGGUGGUCGCGAUCUUAACACCGCUGUUACCUACGCCCAAAAUAUCCGUAGCGGAGUGGGCGUGGUUACCAAGGGCGCUACACCCAUACCCAUUAGUGGCGCCAAAAUUGUUAUUGGCAAUAAUAAUAUCAAGCCAAUAUCGCUGUUGCGCAUCAACAACAAUAAUAAUAACAACAAUAUCAACAGUGGCAACAGCAGCAGCAACAACAAAAACAAUAGCAACGGCAACAAUACCGCUGUGCGCCAGAUAAUAACAACAACAACAGCAGCAGCAGCGGCGGUGGGCGGUGCGUCAACAGUUGUGGGCGUGCCACUGGGCGGAAAGAUCACACCGAUACCGAUAAUAGGCAGAAAAGUAGCACUAGAGAAUAAUUUAAACAAUAUGCCAAAGAAACUGAAUAACACGAUAACGGCCAUAGGCAGUCCGGCCGCCAGGAGCAGCGGCAAUGCAGCUGGGUCGGCUGGGGCCACCAGCAGCUAUUUGAACAGCCUCAGCACCAACGAACUGAUGAACCUGGCCGCAUACGUGGCCGCCAAGGGUAGCAACGCCCCACCGCCUCCGCCGCCAUCGACGGCCGCCAAUUCGGUGCGGAGUUCACCGCCGGGCGGCAACAAUCCCGGCGGUGGCAAUUUCUAUGGCGGAGCGGCGGCGUCCACCUCAGCCUCUGCUGCUAAUUUCAAUAUGGCCGCGUCUUUAUUGGCGCAGAUGAGCUAUGCGGGCGGAGUGCCACCCAUUCGGCCGUUCGUUAAGGUGGCCGGAGCAAUCGGGAGCAGCCAGAAGCCGCCGGUGGCCACAUCCGCUGGAGGUGGAUCGUCUGCGGGUGGAGGAGCAGGUGGUGCCGCCGGCGUCAAGGGCAACAAUUCGAUGAUGGAGGCGGUCCAGAAGCUGAUCGCCAUGAAUCCCGAAUACCUAACCAGCGGCAUACCGAACAAUGUAUUCCAGAUGAUCAUGCAGUCGAUGCAGCGUCCGCCCGCGAAUCCGGCGCCCAUGCAGCCGGUGAAUUCCGGUUCCAUGGCGGCCAAUGCAGCUGCAGCGGCGGCGGCAGCAGCGGCCCACGCUUCAGCGGCAGCGGCGGCUUUUGUCCAGCAGGAGGAGGACGAGGUGGACUACGAGGAGAUGGGCGUGGCCGAGACCUAUGCCGACUACUGGCCCGCCAAGUUGAAACUGGGCAAAAAGCAUCCGGACGCCGUCGUGGAGACCGCCUCGCUGAGUUCAGUGGAGCCCUGCGAUGUAUACUACAAGCUGUCCCUGCCGCACGAGACGAUAAACAGUGGACACCUGAGCGCCCUGCAGCUGGAGUCCAUCACGUACGCCUCCCAGGCGCACGACCACCUGCUUCCGGACGGCAGUCGGGCCGGAUUCCUCAUCGGAGACGGCGCCGGCGUGGGCAAGGGUCGCACCAUUGCCGGCAUAAUCUACGAGAACUAUCUGAAGGGGCGCAAGAAGGCGCUGUGGAUAUCCGUGUCCAAUGAUCUCAAGUACGAUGCCGAACGUGAUCUCAGCGACAUUGGAGCCACGCGGAUCGAUGUGCAUGCCCUCAACAAGUUUAAGUACGCCAAGAUAAGCUCUGAUGUGAACAACAACUGCAAGCGGGGCGUGAUCUUCAGCACAUAUUCGGCACUGAUUGGCGAGUCCAACAACAAGACGGGCAAGUACCGAUCGCGAUUCCGCCAGCUGCUGCAAUGGUGCGGCGAGGACUUCGAGGGUCUGAUCAUCUUCGACGAGUGCCACAAGGCCAAGAACCUGUGCCCCGUGGGCUCCGGCAAGCCCACGAAGACGGGCCAGACCGUGCUGGAGCUGCAGCAGAAGUUGCCCAAGGCUCGGGUGGUGUAUGCAUCCGCAACGGGUGCCUCCGAGCCCAAGAACAUGGCCUACAUGGUGCGACUGGGUCUCUGGGGCCAGGGCACGGCCUUUGGCAACUUUAAUGACUUCAUCACGGCCGUGGAGAGACGCGGUGUGGGUGCCAUGGAGAUCGUGGCCAUGGACAUGAAGCUGCGCGGCAUGUACAUUGCGCGCCAGCUGAGCUUCAAGGGCGUCAGCUUCAAGAUCGAGGAGGUGCCGCUCUCGAAGGAGUUUCGCAAGAUCUACGAUCAGUCCGUGGAGCUGUGGGUGGAGGCCAUGCAGAAGUUCACCGAGGCGGCCGAGCUGAUCGAUGCCGAGAGCCGCAUGAAGAAGACGAUGUGGGGCCAGUUCUGGUCGUCGCAUCAGCGCUUCUUCAAGUACCUUUGCAUCGCGGCCAAGGUUAACCACGCGGUGCUGGUGGCCCGCGAGUCCAUCAAGUAUGGCAAGUGCGUGGUCAUCGGUCUGCAGUCCACGGGCGAGGCUCGCACAUUGGAUCAGCUGGAGCGGGACGACGGCGAGCUGACCGACUUUGUGUCCACGGCUAAAGGUGUCUUUCAGUCUUUCGUGGAGCGCCAUUUUCCGGCGCCCGAUCGCAAUCGCAUCAAUCGCAUUUUGGGCCUCUACGAUGAGACACCCUCGCAGUUGUCCAUCGCCGAUUCCACCUCCAGUUUGGGCAACAACAACAACAACUCCUCGGCGGCUGGUGGCAAACGGAAAGGAGCAGCAUCGGGUGGCAAUGACAACGGAUCCUCUGCGGCGGGUGGCAAGUCCAAGAAGAAGAAACGCAGUGGAUCCUGGCAAUAUAGCGAUAGCGACGACGACGAGGACACGGCCAGGAAGCGCGCUCGAAAGCGGGAUGGGGGCGUCAACUCCAACAGCGACAGCGACGAGGCGAACAGCGAUGAUGAGUUCCGCAGCGAUCUGGAUGACGAGAACGAGGACGACGAGGAUCACGACGAGGACAGCGAUCGGCGGAGUGUGGCCAGCGAUGCCAGCUCCGACUUCAAUCCCUUCUUCAGCGGCAGCGACAGUGACAUCGAUCCCUGGGUGAAUGCGCGCAGCAAAAAGUCCACCAAGAAGACCCAGAAGAAGACCAAAAAGAAGGUGAAAAAGGAUAAGGAGAAGGAGAAGCAGCCCAAAAAGGAGGCCACCCCAUCGAGUUCGGGCUCAACCGGUGGCGAUGCCAGUGGCAGUGUCACAACGGCCAUGUCUGCCACCGUGGUGGCCGCUCUAAAUGCGGCCAAGACCCGCAAGUCGCAGCUCUCCACGCAGGACAAGAUCCAGGAUCUGCUGCAGAAGAAGCAGGAGCUCAAGGGCACCGUCACGCCGGUGGGCGUCAAUGGGGUCAAGCUGAAUUACGGUCCGCCGCCCAAGGAUGCCAUCGAGCGGGCCUGCACGAUGAAGGAGGAGCUUCUGCGCAAGAUCGAGCGCCUGGGCUCCCGCCUGCCGCCGAACACGCUGGACCAGCUGAUCGACGAGCUGGGCGGCCCGGACAACGUGGCCGAGAUGACGGGUCGCCGCGGUCGCGUCGUGCAGAACGACGAGGGCAACAUCCAGUACGAGUCCCGCACCGAAUCGGACGUCCCGCUGGAAACGCUGAACAUCACGGAGAAGCAGCGCUUCAUGGACGGCCAGAAGGAUGUGGCCAUCAUCUCGGAGGCGGCGUCUAGCGGCAUUUCCCUGCAGAGCGAUCGGCGCGUCUUCAACCAGCGGCGGCGAGUGCACAUCACCCUGGAGCUUCCCUGGUCGGCCGACAGGGCCAUCCAGCAGUUCGGACGUACCCAUCGAUCCAAUCAGGUGAAUGCUCCCGAGUACAUCUUCCUCAUCUCGGAUUUGGCUGGUGAACGACGUUUCGCCUCGACGGUGGCCAAGCGUCUGGAAUCGCUGGGCGCGCUCACCCACGGCGAUCGCAGGGCCACGGAGACCAGGGAUCUCUCCCAGUUUAAUAUCGACAACAAGUACGGUCGACAGGCCCUGGAGACGGUGAUGCGCACCAUAAUGGGCUACGAGUCGCCGCUGGUGCCGCCGCCCACGGACUACAGCGGCGAGUUCUUCAAGGACAUUGCCGGCGCUUUGGUCGGCGUGGGCAUAAUCGUGAACAGCGAGAGUCAUCCGGGUGUACUCAGUCUGGACAAAGACUACAACAACAUAUCAAAGUUUCUCAAUCGCAUCUUGGGCUGUCCGGUGGAUCUGCAGAAUCGGCUGUUCAAGUACUUCACGGACACCAUGACUGCGAUUAUCCAGCAGGCGAAGCGCGGCGGUCGCUUCGACCUGGGCAUUGUGGAUCUGGGAGCUGCCGGCGAGAAUGUGACCCGGUGCCGGCUCAUUCGGUUCGUGCGCAAACAUGCCACUGGAGUGGCGCCCACUGAGAUGCACACGGUGCGAGUGGAGCGUGGCAUGAUCUGGCAGGAGGCCAUUGAUAAAUAUGCCGAUCUGUUCAAUGACAACGAGGGCUUCUACCUGUCCCACCAGCUGCGCAACCAGAAGCGCACCGCCAUCAUGGUGGUGAUCCUGGAGCAGCAACCAGCGCGCAACAGCAGCUCGACGAGCAGCACCGCCGCCGACUCGGAUGGCGGCAAGAAGAAGAAGUCACGCAGCAAAAAGGAGAUCAUGUGCCAGAUCUACCGACCGAACACCGGUCUCCAGGUGCGCCACGAGUCGCUGUUCGAGCUGGAGAAGAAGUAUCGCAAGGUGGCCAGCGAGGAGGCGGAGCCCCACUGGACGGAGCAGUACGAUGCGUCGGUGAACACCUGUUCGCACGCCUACUGGAACGGCAACUGCAGGAAUGUGAGCCUGGGCAACGACUGUGAGGUGGGUCUGCGUCAGCGCUUGUACCACGUUCUGGCCGGAUCCGUGCUCUCCGUUUGGGGUCGCGUGGAGCACAUACUGAAUACACGUUCCAAUAGCAAGAUGCAAGUGAUACGGAUGAAGACAACCGAGGGUGAGAAGAUCGUGGGCACCUUGAUACCCAAGUCCUGCUUCGAGCCGUUGGUGGCCGAUCUGCGUAGCGAUUCGGAGAAACAGGAAGAGUUUAACUACUAAGUUGUGUUGUGUGAUUUCGGUAUGGCUUAUUUUUUGAGACCGCUCGUUCGCUCCCGCUCCCCCCGUAUCUUCCAAACCGAGGCCAAGCAAUAUUUAAAUCCACAGCGGAUGGUAGGGAGCAGGAUAGGCUUUAACGUAAUAUAUAUAGGUAUAUAUAUAUAUAUAUAUAUAUAUAUAUAUAUAUAUAUAAAUACAAUUAUAAAUAAACUUAACUACAUAGCGUAUGUGUAAAAGUACAUGAAUUGUAAGGCUCCAGGACAGCAUCAAGUUUUUUUUUUGUCUUAAUUUUAAAUAGAAAUAGACUUAACCGUGUACAACCCAAAACGCACGUACAUAGCAACCCAUCCAUGAUAGAAAUCAGACUUUGGCUCGUCAUAGCUCAUAACCAUAAACCAUAAAAACACCUAAAACUCACCCACAUACAGACACCCGCGCAACGGAAUGAUAAAAAGAUAUAUAAAGAGAACGAAAUGAAAACGCUUAAAAAUGGACUUUCUCAAUGAUUUAAAUAUUAAGUUUAAUUACGGUUUAAGUUAACGCCUACGUUUACACACACAAUAAACCGCCACAUUUUGUAAACUAUUUAUUAUUAUUACUAUUAUUAUAUAUAUAAAUACGUUUUUUAAUUGUUUUUAUUGUAACACUCUUAAGAUCCUUUCGAUGGCUGCAGCGCAGCGCAGCAAAGCGAAAACCAACCCAAACCCCAAGCUAAGGCAUUUUUUUUUGUAAUCAAACAAAACUGCUGUUUGUAAUUAGGUAUUUACUUGUAAUGACUAAACUUAAGUUAAGCCAACAGACAUUGAGAGGCAUCUGAAGAGCAGAUAAAUGUUCGCAGGAAACUCAUGUGAAUGACUUGUGCACGCAUACGUACAAUUAAUAAAUAUAAAUGUGCGGAUUUAA
Drosophila gunungcola (fruit fly) is the source of this 6478-nucleotide messenger RNA. It is a transcript of the gene sno, whose product is annotated as protein strawberry notch. The transcript is spliced from 13 exons. The record is from RefSeq and is a predicted model, not a curated record. Gene Ontology annotation, molecular function: histone binding; chromatin DNA binding. Gene Ontology annotation, cellular component: nucleus. Gene Ontology annotation, biological process: regulation of DNA-templated transcription. NCBI's taxonomy places the organism in Eukaryota, Metazoa, Arthropoda, Insecta, Diptera, Drosophilidae. The coding region runs from base 572 to 5578 and encodes 1668 amino acids.